Messenger RNA from Ictalurus punctatus (channel catfish), 2301 nucleotides. RefSeq lists its product as uncharacterized. The coding region runs from base 208 to 924 and encodes 238 amino acids. The record is from RefSeq and is a predicted model, not a curated record. The transcript is spliced from 4 exons. Lineage: Eukaryota; Metazoa; Chordata; Actinopteri; Siluriformes; Ictaluridae.
CACUCUUCCUCACACACUCUCUUUCUCUUUGACUUUUUUUCCAGUGUCUCUCAGAGCUGUGUGUGUGCUGCUCCUGCUCCCUCUCUCUCUCUCUUUCUCUCUCUCUCUAUUCAUCUCCACUGUGUGUGAGAUAACGUCUGCCUCUGAGACCAGUCUCAGGAGUUCCAAGAGCAUUCAGUGAGUUUCAUUCAGAAAUCUGAAGACAUCAUGAAGUUUGAACUGCUGCUGCUGAUUGCCCUAGUUGGGUCUUUUUGUACCAUCACACAUGCAAGUACUAUUGUGGUACCCACAGACGUGGUGCUGGCACAAGUGACAGGGGCCUUUGGGCCCACUGAGGCUGCAGAGACAUUAAAGGAGGUGGAGGAACCUGUCACUGAAGCACCAGCACCAGCUGCUACUGAAGCUGCUGUGGUGGAAGCAGAGACACCAUCUGCUCAUACUAAAGUUCCUGUAGUGGAAGCAGAGACACCAUCAGCUCAUACUAAAGUUCCUGUGGUGGAAGCAGAGACACCAUCAGUUCAUACUGAAGUUCCUGUGAAGGAAACAGAGGCACCAUCAGUUCAUACUACAGCUCAGACGGCGCAAGCAGAAACAACAGAAGGAGUUACGGAAGCUCCUGCCAAAAACACCGAAACAACUGUGGAGGCAGAGGAUGCUGCAGCUACAGAAGCUACACCUGAAGUUAUUGAGGUAGCAGAUGAAACUGAAGCUCCAAAAACAGGGCUGUCAAUCACAGAGACAGUAUUAAACGCAGAGGCAGACCAAGUGAUCGAAACAGAGGGGGAUGAGGUGGAAGUGGAGGACUCAGAGGGUAUGAGCACGGGUCAAGUGGUGGGCAUUGUGUUUGGUGCACUGGUCGCUGUGGUCAUCAUCAUUGCAGUGAUAGUCGUGGUGGUCAGGAGGAUGGGACAAUACUCCCCCUGAAAAGGAAGGUGGCAAGACAGGAAGAAAAGAAGAAAAAGAAGAGGUUCUGGAAAUUCUGAACUACUGAACUGAUGUCAUUUCCUGUCAUUAAAUAAGCAAGCCAGGAGCACUCUAAUCAUCCAGGACAAUUAGGGCAGCAUCCUGCCUUACCCUAUCCCUAGAACCAUUGAUUUGGACACUUCCCCCAUCACCCUAACACCCCCCCCCCCCCCCCCCCCCCACCAAACAAACAAACAAAAAACCCUGCCCAUAACCCCCACCACUGCCAAAGAUUCAGACAGGAAGUAAAGGAGGAGGAAGAAUUUGAAUGUGUCACAUAUACUUACAACACAUCUGGGUUGUUAUGUGGACCUAAUGAGCAAACACAUUAACAGCCAGUUAAAAAAAAACAAACUAAAAUAUCUUUUAAAAUAACGGGGAGAUAUGAGGUAAAGUACAGAAACGCGAAAUAGUACAUAUGUAAAUAACACCAAAAAUGGCCAUAACUCACCAGCCUUUAACUUUCUCUCUUUUUUUUAUUGCAUUCUAUGUAUCGAAAGCAUGCUUGAACACACACCAGCAGUAGUUGAGUCUAUAUCCACAUUCAAUUCCAUGUAGCAUGACAAACAUUAAUGUGCUGCAGUAGUAUGACACAUAAAAAGCAUUUUAUAACCAGAUUAUAGGCAUUUUAUAAAGAGAUUGUAACAUGUUGUAUACAUUCCCAAGCAGAUCAGAUGUCAGGACAAAUUGGGCCUGCAUAAUAUCUUUCAUAUUUUGGUUUAACUAGUAGCUUUAAUCCUGACAUAUAAAACUUUGACAGGACAUUAAUGGAAUGGCUAAUGGCUCGGGUAAUUUCUAUGUUCAACUCUUGCAGUUCAUUAAUGUGAAUUCAAAUUGACGUGGUUGUUUUUAACAGCCUCCCUUUUCAGCAGUAAUUAAAUCAUAUUUACUUUGCUCCACAGCAUAACGCCAGUGUGAAUACUGCUUAAAGUUUUUCAACCAGGGUCAUUUUUGGAAAUUCUGUUCAAUCUGGAAAACAUUUAAGAAGCUUAGAGACACUCGGUCUCAUCAUCCUUUUACAUCAUGUGGUCUGGCUACCAGACUUGCGCUUUAACCUCAGGUUCACUGGACAAGAAGUGACUCUUUUUGCUGCGUAAUUAAGGGGUGUGUGUUAUGCUGUGCUUGCUUUAAUAUGUGCACUGACUGACAAAAAAUGUUUAAUGUAAAAUGGUUUGAGACACUGCAACAGUUUGCAACGAUGCCUUUUUUUUUAUGCUUACUCUAUACGCCAGGUCCUCACUUUACUGUCUGCUGUCUAAGUCAUUUUAUUUAAUUGCAGUGUUUUUUUCUUUUUCUUUUUGGAUGUUCAUACUGUUUCGAUUAAAAAGUGAAAAUUGA